Messenger RNA from Contarinia nasturtii (swede midge), 2934 nucleotides. RefSeq names its product pre-mRNA-processing factor 6 (gene Prp6). Gene Ontology annotation, biological process: spliceosomal tri-snRNP complex assembly; mRNA splicing, via spliceosome. Gene Ontology annotation, cellular component: U4/U6 x U5 tri-snRNP complex; catalytic step 2 spliceosome. The coding region runs from base 102 to 2891 and encodes 929 amino acids. The record is from RefSeq and is a predicted model, not a curated record. NCBI's taxonomy places the organism in Eukaryota, Metazoa, Arthropoda, Insecta, Diptera, Cecidomyiidae. Gene Ontology annotation, molecular function: protein binding. The transcript has 5 exons.
CGUUCUGUAUUAAACUUUUGUCAAACUUACAUGAAUGAAUUCUCGUGUGUAUUAUUAUAUCUUCUUUUAAAAAAAAGUCAAUUUUUUAGAAAUAAAUAAUAAUGGCAAAUAUAUCCGCUGCUGCUUUGGCGAAUAGAAAUAAAAAACAUUUUCUCGGUGUGCCAGCACCGUUGGGAUAUGUAGCCGGUGUUGGUAGAGGUGCCACUGGUUUCACAACUCGUUCUGAUAUUGGUCCAGCCCGUGAUGCAAAUGAUGUAUCUGAUGAUCGUCAUGCACCGCCCGCGGCCAAACGUAAAAAGAAAGAAGAGGAAGAAGAAGACGAUGAAGAUUUGAAUGAUUCAAAUUAUGAUGAAUUCAGUGGUUAUAGUGGUUCAUUGUUUUCCAAAGAUCCAUACGAUAAAGAUGAUGCCGAAGCGGAUGCCAUUUACGAGGCGAUUGACAAACGAAUGGAUGAAAAGCGAAAAGAGUAUCGUGAAAAACGGUUGAAAGAGGAUUUGGAACGAUAUCGUCAGGAACGGCCAAAGAUCCAACAACAAUUCUCCGAUUUAAAGCGUAACUUGGGCGAAGUGACAUUGGAAGAAUGGUCAACAAUACCUGAAGUUGGCGACAGUCGCAAUCGUAAACAACGUAAUCCACGUGCAGAAAAAUUUACACCAUUGCCCGACAGUGUGUUGUCACGAAAUUUAGGUGGUGAAACUAGUACAAAUAUUGAUACACGAUCGGGAUUGAUGACACCCGGAGUGGCAACGCCCGGAAUGCUUACACCAACUGGCGAUUUGGAUUUAAGAAAAAUUGGUCAAGCACGAAAUACGUUGAUGAAUGUAAAAUUAUCGCAAGUAUCUGAUUCGGUGACCGGACAGACAGUCGUCGAUCCAAAAGGUUAUUUAACUGAUUUACAAUCGAUGAUACCCACCUAUGGUGGUGAUAUUAAUGAUAUCAAAAAGGCUCGACUGCUUUUGAAAAGUGUUCGUGAAACGAAUCCAAAUCAUCCACCUGCCUGGAUUGCUUCAGCUCGUCUGGAAGAAGUAACGGGAAAAGUGCAAAUGGCACGAAAUUUAAUAAUGCAAGGCUGUGAAAUAAAUCCAAAAAGUGAAGAUUUAUGGUUGGAAGCGGCACGAUUGCAACCACUUGAUACGGCAAAAGCAGCCAUUGCACAAGCUGCACGACAUAUACCAACAUCCGUUCGAAUUUGGAUCAAAGCAGCCGACUUAGAAACCGAAAUGAAGGCCAAACGUCGUGUGUUUCGUAAAGCUCUUGAGCAUAUACCGAAUUCAGUACGUUUAUGGAAGGCGGCCGUUGAACUUGAAAAUCCAGAUGAUGCACGUAUCCUUUUAUCACGUGCGGUCGAAUGUUGUAAUACAAGCGUCGAAUUAUGGUUGGCAUUGGCACGUUUAGAGACCUAUGAAAAUGCUCGUAAAGUACUGAACAAAGCACGUGAAAAUAUACCAACCGACAAACAAAUUUGGAUGACUGCCGCCAAAUUGGAAGAAGCCAAUGGAAACAUUCACAUGGUGGAAAAGAUUGUGGAUCGUGCAUUAUCAUCGUUGUCAGCCAAUGGAGUUGAAAUCAAUCGAGAGAAUUGGUUCCAAGAAGCCAUUGAAGCGGAAAAAUCAGGUGCUGUCCAUUGUUGUCAGGCUAUCAUCAAAUCAAUCAUCGAAAGUGGCGUCGAAGAAGAGGAUCGCAAGCAAACCUGGAUCGACGAUGCCGAAUUCUGUGCAUCAAAAGGUGCGUAUGAUUGUGCACGUGCUGUAUACGCUCAUGCCUUGCAAGUGUUUCCAUCGAAGAAAAGUAUUUGGUUGCGAGCUGCCUAUUUUGAAAAAAAUCAUGGAACACGUGAAAGUUUGGAAACACUUUUACAACGUGCUGUUGCACAUUGCCCAAAGUCGGAAGUGCUGUGGCUGAUGGGUGCCAAAUCGAAAUGGUUGGCUGGCGAUGUGCCGGCUGCUCGUGGUAUUUUAUCGUAUGCAUUCCAGGCAAAUCCAAAUUCGGAAGAUAUUUGGUUGGCUGCCGUUAAAUUGGAAUCGGAAAAUACUGAAUAUGAACGAGCUCGUCGUUUGCUUGCAAAAGCAAGAGCAUCGGCUCCAACACCGCGCGUCAUGAUGAAAUCAUCCAAGCUCGAAUGGGCAUUGGACGAUUUGCCAAAAGCAUUAAAAUUACUGGACGAGGCUGUUGAUGUAUUUCCGGACUAUGCCAAACUGUGGAUGAUGAAGGGGCAAAUUGAAGAACAACAAAAUCAACUUGAAGCAGCUGCCAAUACAUACUCGACUGGCGUGAAAAAGAAUCCAAAUUCAAUUCCAUUGUGGCUAUUGAUGUCGAAUUUAGAGGAAAAACGUGGUGCUUUGACAAAAGCUCGGUCCGUAUUGGAACGGGCGCGUUUGAAAAAUCCAAAAACACCAUUGCUCUGGCUGGAAGGCGUACGCAUUGAAUUACGUGCUGGACUCAGUGAAAUGGCACAAACCAUAAUGGCAAGAGCGCUUCAAGAAUGUCCACAGUCCGGUGAACUGUGGUCCGAAGCAAUCUUUAUGGAAUCAAGACCACAACGCAAAACAAAAUCGUUUGAUGCAUUAAAAAAGUGCGAACAUAAUCCGCAUGUUUUACUUGCGGUUUCGAAACUAUUUUGGUCCGAGCAAAAAACACAGAAGGCACGAGAUUGGUUCAAUCGAACGGUUAAAAUUGAUCCGGAUUUGGGUGAUGCUUGGGCAUAUUUCUACAAAUUUGAAUUAAACUAUGGAACAGAAGCGCAACAGAAAGAGAUUAUUGAACGAUGUAACGCAGCUGAACCAAAGCACGGCGAAGAAUGGUGUAAAGUAAGCAAAAAUAUCAGCAAUUGGUGUUUCAAAACGGAGGACAUUCUUAAAGCAGUCAUUAGAAAUUUACCCAUACCAACAUAGGCAUGUUUUUUUUAUACAUUUAUUUUGCAUUUAGAUUUUAUUU